Messenger RNA from Oncorhynchus mykiss (rainbow trout), 6152 nucleotides. Lineage: Eukaryota; Metazoa; Chordata; Actinopteri; Salmoniformes; Salmonidae. The record is from RefSeq and is a predicted model, not a curated record.
GAAGAUUAAAAUCCAUCGGAGUGUCGUAUCAGCCCCUUGAGAGAAUCGAAUCAGUAGCGUUCCUCCUUCAGUUAGAUAGGGACCAUACCUCAGCGGUAUUGACCCGCUACGCAGUUCACUGUACGGAUAGAGACGACAACUUUAGACACACACACACAAGUCCAGACGCAUGGGGUAGGAUUAACAACACAGCUAAUCAUGAGAGACAACUGGAUUCUAGUUAUCAUGCAGUUUCUGUUGUUUCCGCUGACAGGUUGGUCCAAUCCCGUCAUCUUCCCCAGCGGACCUCACCUGGUGGUUCCGAAAGGCGGUGCUCUGGAACUCCGCUGCCAUGACAACAACACCAACACUCCAUCCUCUGUUGUUUCACGGGGGUUGAGGUGGCAGAGAGAGAGGGGCAGGCGGCUGGAGGGGGAGGUAGAGGAGGGAGGAGGGGUAGUGUUUGUUAGGGUGCAGUCUGCCCAGGGAUAUCACAUGGGACGAUACGCCUGUAUCAACAACAACACCAAGGAGCACUCCUCCAUCUACGUCUUUGUGAAAGACCCCCAGAGUCCGUUUCAGCGUUCUAUGGUGAACGGCAUUCUGGUCCGCGUCGGGGAGAACCUGACUUUACCAUGCCUGGUCACCGACCCUGAUGUGACCCCCGUGACCUUACAGACCUGUGACUUACAACCUUUACCCUCCGACCUCCAUUACCAGUCCGACCCCCAGCGCGGCGUCAUCAUCGGCAAUGCCAGGAAGGAGUACGAGGGUUGCUACGUUUGCUUGGGCGAGCUGGCAGGUGCCACCGUGAGGUCGAGCCAGUAUACUGUGGACGUACGGCUAGUCCCUGAGCAGCCUCCAGUGAUCAGUCUGUCCCAGAGAGAGAGGGUGAUCCUGAGGAGAGGAGAGCAGUUUGAGAUCACCUGCAGCUCCUCCAACCUCAACCCUGACUUCAGCAUUAAGUGGGACUUCCCUGUUGGAGCGCGUGCCUUCCAGGCCCACACCUCCCACAUCCUGGCUAGUUCCCGUGGUUACCAACGCUCCACCUCCCUCUGGAUCACCUCUGUCAACCAAUCAGACGCCGGGACAUACCGAUGCCACGCCCACAACGAGAGGGGCGCCACCGCCGAUACCCUGCACCUGGAUGUCCGUGAGCGAGGCUUCAUCAGUAUGCUGAGUGACUCCCGGCCUAGCCAGUCUGCUGUCAGAGAAGGGGAGAGCCUAAGCCUCAGGGUAGAGUUUGAGUCUUAUCCCAGACCAGGCACUCUGUCCUGGGCUUACAACGGCAAGACCCUCCACAACACCACGGAGCACGUCAUCACUGUCCAACGACACCGAUACAGGUACGUCAGCGAGCUGCGUUUGGUGAGGGUCCAUGGGUCAGAGGGCGGGAUCUAUACCUUCCUAGUCAAUCAUGAGGACGCCUCAGUCAAUCAAUCAUUCCCUGUCUAUGUGAACAGUAAGCCUGUCAUUAUUUCCCAGGAGGGACCAGUUGAUGGACAGGUGCGCUGCGUUGCCGCCGGUUACCCGACCCCUAAAAUCAGCUGGUUCUACUGUGAACUCCCCCACACACGGUGUUCCCACCUGACCAACGCCAGCCAAUGGGAGCAGCGGGAGGUUGCCACGGUAACGGCAUCAGACUCGGCCUUCGGCAGCAGCGAGGUGGAGAGUCGACUGAACGUCACGAAGGGAGACGCAAACACACGCUACCACACGUUAGAGUGUGUAGCGACCGCGCAGGGCGAGCAGGCUUACACACUGUUCUCCAUCAGUGAGCGCACCGUGCCCCAUAAGCUCUUCACCCCCCUGCUGACUGGUGUGGUUGUUACAGCUGUGAUACUGAGCAUCACACUGGUGGUUCUCCUCUACAAAUACCUUCAGAAGCCCAAGUUCCAGAUCCAGUGGAAGGUGAUUGACAGUAUCCACGGCAACAACUACAUCUACAUCGACCCCACCCAGCUGCCCUACGACGCCAAGUGGGAAUUUCCCAGGCAGAAACUACGUUUUGGUAAGACCCUGGGUUCAGGGGCCUUCGGUAAAGUGGUGAGAGCUACAGCCUAUGGACUCUGUUCUGCUGACUCCGUCAUGACUGUCGCUGUCAAGAUGCUCAAACCGAGCGCCCACUCCACCGAGAAGGAGGCUCUGAUGUCGGAGCUGAAGGUUCUCAGUUACCUUGGCAACCACGUCAACAUCGUCAACCUGCUGGGAGCUUGCACUGUGGGAGGGCCGACGCUGGUGAUCACAGAGUACUGUUGCUAUGGAGAUCUGCUCAACUUUCUGCGUAGGAAGAGAGAGACGUUCUUCAGCGCCCAGGCUGCUGAUGGGUACUACCGCAACAUCAACAACCCCCGAGAACCACAGAGAGAUGGGAACGGUAGCAGUUACAUGCCUAUGCGUCCGUCCUCCCAGUCAGAUGAUAAGGGGUGUCUGAGUAUAGAUGAGUUGUCUGUGGACACAGAGGAUCUACUGAGCUUCUCCUACCAGGUGGCUAAGGGCAUGGAGUACAUCACCUCUAAGAAUUGUAUCCACAGAGACCUAGCAGCCAGGAACAUACUGCUGACUCAGGGUAGAGUAGCCAAGAUCUGUGACUUCGGACUGGCCCGAGACAUCACCACCGACUCUAACUACGUCCUCAGAGGCAAUGCCCGUCUCCCAGUGAAGUGGAUGUCUCCAGAGAGUAUCUUUGACGGUGUUUACACCUUGGAGAGUGAUGUCUGGUCAUACGGUAUCCUGCUCUGGGAAAUAUUCUCCUUAGGCAGCAGUCCAUACCCUGGUAUGCAGGUGGGUUCAGCGUUCUACAGGAUGAUCCAGGAAGGACACAGAAUGAACAGACCUGAUGUGGCUCCCAGAGAAAUUUAUGACAUGAUGUUGUCCUGUUGGAGUGAGGACCCUCUGAAGAGACCUUCCUUUAGGAAAGUAGUCGAGAGGACUGAACUACUACUGUCAGAACACACAAAGAAUGUGUACCUGAACCUGAGCUAUGGAGCUGUUCCUCCAGACCAGCAGAGGGCAGCGUCUCACAGACUGAGCUCAGUGAGCAGCACUACGGCCCCGACACAACCACUACUGCUGAAUACUGCUGAUGUGUUUCUGGACUACGACACUGUCUGAAUAAUGGACUGACACACACACACACACACACACACACACAAACACACACACACACACACACACACACACAUACACACACACAAACUCAGCACCGCCAAUUUUGUGGACUAGGACACUGUCUGAAUAAUGGACACACUCUGUCUUUGUAUUGAUUGGUCUGUGAUGCAUUUCAUGUAGUAUGUAACCUUUAUCUAACCUUUAUGUAACCUUUAUGUAACUAGGCAAGUCGGUUAAGAACAAAUUCUUAUUUACAAUGACGGCCUAGCCCCGGACGACGCUGGGCCAAAUUGUGCGCCUCCAUAUGGGACACAACACAAUAACCUACACAUUCAUAAACACAAUAAAAUACACAAUACUAAACCCUGAUUGGAUGUCCAGGCCUAAACCCUGAUUGGAUGUCCAGGCCUAAACCCUGAUUGGAUGCCCCAGGCCUAAACCCUGAUUGGAUGUCCAGGCCUAAACCCCGAUUGGCUGUCCAGGCCUAAACCCUGAUUGGGUGUCCAGGCCUAAACCCUGAUUGGCUGUCCAGGCCUAAACCCUGAUUGGGUGUCCAGGCCUAAACCCUGAUUGGAUGUCCAGGCCUAAACCCCGAUUGGCUGUCCAGGCCUAAACCCUGAUUGGGUGUCCAGGCCUAAACCCUGAUUGGCUGUCCAGGCCUAAACCCUGAUUGGGUUUCAGGAUUGUAGAACUUUAGCUAGACCAGGAAGUCUUGAAGUGGUGCGGUAAUCAUUAAGAUCACUACUAUUCCCCGUCCUUACGCACAAGAGCUGAUUUCCUGAUUGGAUGUCCAGGCCUAAACCCUGAUUGGGUUUCAGGAUUCUAGAACUUUAGCUAGACCAGGAAGUCUUGAAGUGGUGCGGUAAUCAUUAAGAUCACUACUAUUCCCCGUCCUUACGCACAAGAGCUGAUUUCCUGAUUCCUGAUUGGAUGUCCAGGCCUAAACCCUGAUUGGGUUUCAGGAUUCUAGAACUUUAGCUAGACCAGGAAGUCUUGAAGUGGUGCGGUAAUCAUUAAGGUCACUAGGCGGCACAAGAGCUGAUUUCCUGAUUCCUGAUUGGCUGAUUUCCACACUUCAUGGAAUAUAUUUCCUGAUAACAAUGUUCAAUUAAACAUGGUGGUUAUUGAGCCAACAAUGAUGGGCGCUGCUGCACACUUGAGCAGACCGCGAUCCAAUUGGUCGCCCCCCCCUGUGGAUUUCUUGUAGUGUAUUGCUAACAAAGCAUCCAGGAUUGAUAUUUUUCUGUAAAUAAGCCUAAAAGAAAAAGCUUUGACUAUCAUUUCUCUGAUCAUUCAGCAAGUUUCCCCCUUUAUCAGCGUGAAGCGGCCUAGAAGUUCAAAGAGAUCGCUGAAAAUAAAAUGGUGAUUUAAUGCAAUAUUAGAGGCAAUAUACAAUACAGUAUCAAUACAGUAUGAACUGACACAGCAGUUAGUUUAAAAGAACCAAUACGCUAUAGGCUGACUGACACAUCUAUACAGCAUGUAGAUCUACUAACACAGCUGUUAGUUUAAAAGAACCAAUACGCUAUAGGCUGACUGACACAUCUAUACAGCAUGUAGAUCUACUAACACAGCAGUUAGUUUAAAGAACCAAUACGCUAUAGGCUGACUGACACAUCUAUACAGCAUGUAGAUCUACUAACACAGCAGUUAGUUUAAAGAACCAAUACGCUAUAGGCUGACUGACACAUCUAUACAGCAUGUAGAUCUACUAACACAGCUGUUAGUUUAAAAGAACCAAUACGCUAUAGGCUGACUGACACAUCUAUACAGCAUGUAGAUCUACUAACACAGCUGUUAGUUUAAAAGAACCAAUACGCUAUAGGCUGACUGACACAUCUAUACAGCAUGUAGAUCUACUAACACAGCUGUUAGUUUAAAAGAACCAAUACGCUAUAGGCUGACUGACACAAUCUAUACAGCAUGUAGAUCUACUAACACAGCUGUUAGUUUAAAAGAACCAAUACGCUAUAGGCUGACUGACACAUCUAUACAGCAUGUAGAUCUACUAACACAGCUGUUAGUUUAAAGAACCAAUACGCUAUAGGCUGACUGACACAUCUAUACAGCAUGUAGAUCUACUAACACAGCUGUUAGUUUAAAAGAACCAAUACGCUAUAGGCUGACUGACACAUCUAUACAGCAUGUAGAUCUACUAACACAGCAGUUAGUUUAAAAGAACCAAUACGCUAUAGGCUGACUGACACAUCUAUACAGCAUGUAGAUCUACUAACACAGCUGUUAGUUUAAAAGAACCAAUACGCUAUAGGCUGACUGACACAUCUAUACAGCAUGUAGAUCUACUAACACAGCAGUUAGUUUAAAAGAACCAAUACGCUAUAGGCUGACUGACACAUCUAUACAGCAUGUAGAUCUACUAACACAGCUGUUAGUUUAAAAGAACCAAUACGCUAUAGGCUGACUGACACAUCUAUACAGCAUGUAGAUCUACUAACACAGCUGUUAGUUUAAAGAACCAAUACGCUAUAGGCUGACUGACACAUCUAUACAGCAUGUAGAUCUACUAACACAGCAGUUAGUUUAAAAGAACCAAUACGCUAUAGGCUGACUGACACAUCUAUACAGCAUGUAGAUCUACUAACACAGCUGUUAGUUUAAAAGAACCAAUACGCUAUAGGCUGACUGACACAUCUAUACAGCAUGUAGAUCUACUAACACAGCUGUUAGUUUAAAGAACCAAUACGCUAUAGGCUGACUGACACAUCUAUACAGCAUGUAGAUCUACUAACACAGCUGUUAGUUUAAAAGAACCAAUACGCUAUAGGCUGACUGACACAUCUAUACAGUAUGUAGAUCUACUAACACAGCUGUUAGUUUAAAAGAACCAAUACGCUAUAGGCUGACUGACACAUCUAUACAGUAUGUAGAUCUACUAACACAGCUGUUAGUUUAAAAGAACCAAUACGCUAUAGGCUGACUGACACAUCUAUACAGCAUGUAGAUCUACUAACACAGCUGUUAGUUUAAAAGAACCAAUACGCUAUAGGCUGACUGACACAUCUAUACAGCAUGUAGAUCUACUAACACAGCUGUUAGUUUAA